AUGGCCGCACCUAUAGACGAACCAUGUCUGUCACGAGCAGAAAAUCUCCCCUCCGAAGAACAUGAACGACUCCUAUCUGAGCGCGACGAGCUCGGCGACCCAAAACCACCCGAGCAAUUGUCCACACCCGGCCUACUCCUCCUCACAUGUCCCAGCCUCGGGCUCCAAGUCAGCUGGUUUCUACUACAGUCCAGCGGCACGCCCUACCUCGGCUCCCUCGGCAUGACCCCUUCCUCCAUAUCCCUCACCUGGGCCCUGGGACCCAUCUUCGGUGCCUUCCUCCAGCCCAUAAUCGGCCAGCUGAGCGACGAGCUUGACCACCCGCUCGGCCGCCGGAAGCCCGUCAUGAUCGCCGGCGCGCUCACCACAGUCAUCCCCACCCUGCUCAUGGCCUGCGCCCCCGAGCUCACCGCGCCCUUCACCGAAAACCCGGCCGCAAACCCCUGGCAGCCACGCGCACUCGCCGUCGCCUGCCUGGUGAUUAUUUUGUUGGCAAUAAACGCCUACUCCGUCGGUGUCCGCGCCAUCGUCGUCGACGCCUGUCCGCCGUCCCAACAACCCGCCGCCGCCGCCUGGUCCAUGCGCUGGAACGUUCUCGGAUCCGCCGCUCUCUCCACCGCGGGCUUCGUCUACACCACACAAUCUUCAGAAACCGACCCCGUGGUCGCGUUCCGCACGCUGGCGUGCGUCGCGGCGAUCUGUUCCGCGACCACCGUCGGGCUGGUCUGCUGGUUAGUGCCGCGGGAUGCCACGCCGCCUCUCCGGCUGUCCGGGUCCGGGUCCGAGAUCGGGCGGGUCUGGGCCAUGUGUCUGCCGGGCGAGCUGGUGCGGCGCUGGCGGCGGCUGCCGCCGCUAACGGGGAGAGUAUGCGGCGUGCAGCUAUUUGGGUGGUUUGGGUGGUUUCCGGUGUUGUUUUACAUGUCCACGUAUGCUUACGAAACAGCAUUAUCGGAAUCCCUCCAAGCCUCCAACCUCGAACCUUCCCCCGCAGAAACCCACGCAAAACCCUACCCCCUCUACGCAUCCCUCUCCUUCUCCCUAGGAACCCUCCUGUCCACCGUCCUCCUGUCCUGCCUCUCCCGCAUCCACACCGUCCUUAACCCCCGCAACCUCCCGCGCCUCUGGUUGGUCUCCCAACUCCUCGCAACCACCUCCCUCCUCCUCACAAUCCCCUUCCAAACCUCCACAGUCUCCCUCAUCCUCCUCUCCCUCAUCGGCGCAACCUGGGCUGUGACAAUGUGGAUUCCGUUCGCGCUGAUCAACACCGAACUCGCCCAUGUGCGAACCGGCGUGGCGGGCGUCCAAGGGCUGCACAAUAUGGCAAUUUCGCUCCCGCAGGUUGCCAGCGCGCUGGUUUGCGCGGCGGUGCUGGCGGGGUUGGAUUCGGUUGGGGUUGGACGGGGUGCGGUGUGGUUGAUGAGGCUGGCGGCGGUGCCAGUUGCGUGGUCGACGUGGCUGAUUUGGCGGCUAGAUGCAAAAGAGUUGGUGGGUGUUUAUUAG
This is a messenger RNA of Colletotrichum orchidophilum, 1500 nucleotides long. RefSeq names its product general alpha-glucoside permease. Gene Ontology annotation, biological process: transmembrane transport. The transcript is spliced from 4 exons. The record is from RefSeq and is a predicted model, not a curated record. Bases 1 to 1500 code for a protein of 499 amino acids. Gene Ontology annotation, cellular component: membrane. Lineage: Eukaryota; Fungi; Ascomycota; Sordariomycetes; Glomerellales; Glomerellaceae. Gene Ontology annotation, molecular function: sucrose:proton symporter activity.